Molecule: messenger RNA, 953 nt
Organism: Trachemys scripta elegans
Lineage: Eukaryota; Metazoa; Chordata; Testudines; Emydidae
Gene: MED10
Product: mediator complex subunit 10
Exons: 4
Coding region: 90-419 (109 amino acids)
Biological process (GO): positive regulation of transcription by RNA polymerase II
Cellular component (GO): chromatin; mediator complex
Molecular function (GO): transcription coregulator activity
Source: RefSeq, a predicted model, not a curated record
GAAUUUUAUGGUUACAGGCUUGCAAGAUAUUGACAAGUGCCGACAGCAACUUCACGAUAUAAGCGUACCUUUAGAGGUUUUUGACUUUCAUGUACUUACUGGUGGUCUGGAGAGAGUUAGCUAGUCACAUGGUACUGAUUCCCAGCACAUUCUACAACCCUCUAGACUCUCCACAAGGAAAAGUCUGGACACUUAGAAGCAGCUGGCCAUUGAAAACCAGAUACAUAGAUCAAGGCCGUAAUCCCCAGCUUUACACUAAAGAGUGUUUGGAAAGGGCUUUGGCUAAAAAUGAACAAGUAAAAGGCAAAAUUGACACGAUGAAGAAAUUUAAAAGCCUAUUGAUUCAAGAGCUGACUAAAGUCUUCCCAGAGGACAUGGCCAAGUACAAAGCUAUUCGAGGAGAAGAACCUCCUCCUUAAGACUGCCUUUGGUAUGUUCUAAGAUGCCUAAUAUUUUCAUGGAACUGAUAAUCUCCUGUUGUGAAAAUUGUUGAGCUCACUGGACAGAGGAAGAACUUAAGUCUUCCUACUAGGUGUGUUCAUGUAUGUCAUGGUUAUUGGCUGUGAGGGAGCCUGAUUACAACUCAAUUUUUUUUUUUUUUUUUUUUUUUUUUUUUUGGAAGCCAUAAUGUUUUCCUGCAGACUUGUGUCUAAAGAUUGCAUUUGAAACUUCCUGUGCUAAUGUGUUCUUUCCACAAAAGUUGUUUGAGGCAUGUGUGUGACUUGCAAGCUAUUAUACAUCAUUUCCCACAAAGUACACUUCUAGUGACACAGUUCCUCCUCUACCUUGGUGGGUCCCGGGCUUAUUGGCAAUUUUGCUUGCCUUAUAGAUUCACCAUGUGGGUCGGGAAACAGCCCAGAGACCUUCCCCUCUGGUAGAAGCCACAGUCCAGAUCAAUUCCUCCUGUGUCUGAUCAGGAGUUGGGAGGUUUGGGGGGAACCCGGGCCUGCCCU